AUGAGCUUGUCCAGCGCAGCGCCUAGUGCGGCUGAGUCCCUUCUCGCCAGUCUCAACAAGGCACAAUGUCGCGCCGUCACCUCCUCAGCACCCACCGUCGCCAUCCUGGCUGGACCAGGUAGCGGCAAGACGCAUACCUUGACCUCUCGUGUCGUUUGGCUCCUGGAGAAUGCCGGCUACCACCCGGCAGACAUAGUCGUCGCGACUUUCACCGUCAAGUCGGCUCGAGAAAUGAAAGAGCGCAUCGGACGGGCAUUGGGCGACGGCCGUGAGAAGAAGAUUGUCCUCGGCACCUUUCACAGCAUUGCCCGCCGCUAUCUUGCUACCUAUGGCCAACGCAUCGGCCUCAGUCAGAGGUUUGGCAUCGCUGAUGACGGAGAUUCGAGAGCCGUCAUCCAGAGGAUAUGCAAGCGGCUGGGUCUGGUGGUGGAUCCCCAUGCCGUCCGUUCCUGGAUCAGCAAGAAGAAGGCCAAGGGCUCGGAGCAGCACAUCCCACAGCGGCCCAACGCCAAGAAGCCGCGCGAGAACCCCGAGUUCGAGACCUGCUUCCGCGCGUACCAGGACCAUCUGGAGCGCUCCAACCUCCUCGACUACGACGACCUGCUGACCAAGUGUGUGGAGCUGCUGCGAAAGCACCCCUCAUGCGUGUCCAACGUGCAGGCGGUGCUCAUUGACGAGUACCAGGACACAAACGGCAUCCAGUACGAGCUUAUGAGGCUAUUUGCCCAGGCCCGCGAUCGCAUCACUAUCGUUGGUGACCCGGACCAGAGCAUUUACGGCUGGCGAUCGGCCGAGAUCAAGAAUCUGUAUCGUCUGUUGAAGGACUUUCCCCAGACGGACGAAAUCUCACUGGAGGAGAAUUAUCGGUCGUCACAGGCCAUCCUGGACGUGUCGUUAAAGGUCAUUCAGCAAGACAAGAAGCGGUACCAAAAACUCCUGCUUCCCGUCCACAACAAGGGCACGCGGCCGGUGUUGCGCCGACUGAAGACGGCCGCCAACGAGGCAGAGUGGCUCGUCUCCGAGAUCCGACGUGCCAUUCUCAUGUCGGGGAAAAUGAUGAACGAAGACGAUGUGGCCAUCCUGCUGCGGUCUGCAGCACUCUCCCGACACAUUGAGUCAGCGCUCGGCAAGUGCGGCAUACCUUACAGGAUGGUGGGCGGGAAAAAGUUUUACGAACGCAUCGAGGUCAAGAUUCUCAUUGAUUAUCUACGUGUCAUUCACCAGCCCGAGAACAACGACUCGCUUGCGCGCAUCAUCAAUGUCCCUCGUCGCGGUAUCGGCGACGUGACCAUAAAGAGUCUCGUCGAAGAGGCUGAAACUGCCAAGAUGGACGUCUGGACUCUUCUGACGAAGCACUGCCGCGGGGACCGAAAGGCGCAAACAAACAUCAAGAAGGCGAUGGAGCAAAAGAUCAGCGGGGAGCUCAUCAGAAUGGUCAUGUCGGUGAGGAAGAAGGUCGAGGAACCCCCGAGUGGAAGUCCCUGCUACCAUCUGGUCGACCUCAUUGGCGAUCUGCUCUCGCAGCUGAAUUUCCAGAAGUACCUCCAGGACAUGUAUCCCGAGGAACAUGAGGCGCGAUGGGCCAACGUCGAGGAGUUUAUAAACCUAGCGGGCGAUUUCAUGCGCGAGCUCAGCGCGACUGUGGAAGACGACAAGUUGCCCACCAUCGACGGCGUCCAGCAGGUGGAGGAGAAGGAUGCGCUUGGCAGGUUUCUAGCCAACGUCGCGCUAGCUUCUGAUUCCCAGAAGGGUGAGACGGAGAAUAAGCCAAUGGUGACCAUUUCAACAAUCCACGCUGCCAAGGGCCUCGAGUGGCCCGUAGUCUUCGUGCCAGCCGUGUACAACGGCUCAAUACCGCACGCCAGGGCAGAAGACUUGGACGAGGAACGAAGGCUCCUUUACGUCGCCAUGACGAGAGCGCAGUCGCUCCUUUACCUCAGCUGUCCACUCUACAGCUCCCAGGCCGGGGGUAUGGGUGGCGGAGGAGAGAAGGCCGAGCUUUCUACGUUUCUGCCCACUGAAAUCCACCAGUCGUUCGCCAGGAGAGGGCCCUCGUUCAGCACCGAGGUGAUCCAGGAGGUGGGCCGCAUCCUAGGCCGCGCAGACUCCGUACCUUCGGCGGAACGUAUUUUUGCACAGAUGCCGCUGCUCGAGAGACUGGAGGACACGCUUUACCCUGCCGACCCAGAAGAGAGCAACCCAGCGGGCAGGGCUGAUAAGAGCGGUUUCAAGCGCCACCGAGGCCCGCAGGCCAACGGCGACACUCCCGCCGAGGCCUAUCCCCAAUGGCAGACGGCAACCACCAUGGAAGCCGCCUCGGGCUUCACACUGCCCGGUUUCACGACCGCUGGCGCGCACCAGACCGCCAUUGCCGCGGCCAAGGAAGUCGCCCAAGCCGCCGAGGCCGCCGGGCCGCAGCGAAAGCAGGCCGGACCAGGACACGCCAACACGCGACGCGCUGGAACGACGAAACGUCCCCCCGACCAGCGCAGCCUCCUGGGCUUCGUCAACAAGAGACAAAAGUCCGACCCAUCAGGCACUGCCUCUGAGCCUACGCCCGUCGCCGACGUUCGCUCGGGCCUGACCCGGCACGUCUCAACAUCACACUCGGCGGUCGCGCCCUAUCCCCGCGGCCAGCAGGCGCCUCCGCAUCCGGCCGCACCGGCUCUACCCGGACACAGGCUCACGACGCCGACCAUCGCGAAGCCGACGGCCAAAUCACGUCCGCCAGCAGGCGAGGCGCAGGCGCACUACGGCUUCCUCUCGAGCUCGCCGGCCAAGUCAGCAGUGCCUCAGCCGGGCGAUGACGACGCUGAAGCAGAGCCAGUCGUGGCGCCUGAGGCGCGGGAGCGGCCAGCAAGCUGUCUGCAUGCGACGACAUCAAUGGGGCAAGGGGUGGGACGGUUCGAGAGGCCGGCGUUACUGAAGAAGGAGGGCGGUAUUGCGCCGAUAGACCGGUUGAGGAAACCGUUCAAGCCACUGACCAUGAAUCGGCGUUAG
This is a messenger RNA of Verticillium alfalfae VaMs.102, 3000 nucleotides long. RefSeq names its product ATP-dependent DNA helicase srs2. The transcript has a single exon. The record is from RefSeq and is a predicted model, not a curated record. Gene Ontology annotation, molecular function: DNA binding; hydrolase activity; 3'-5' DNA helicase activity. Gene Ontology annotation, biological process: recombinational repair. The coding region runs from base 1 to 3000 and encodes 999 amino acids. Gene Ontology annotation, cellular component: nucleus. NCBI's taxonomy places the organism in Eukaryota, Fungi, Ascomycota, Sordariomycetes, Glomerellales, Plectosphaerellaceae.